AUGCCCGAGCUCCACUUACUCCUCCAGGCUGCCAUUGGCCCAGCGUCCCGCUGUGGCCGUCCAAACCAAUCCAGUGCUGUGUCUUGUCUGGGGCUUUUGAGGACAAUGAGGAAAAAUCGACUGUUACCACUCUGCACCCUCUUUGGAGUGCUGCUCUGUGGGCUGACUCCAGAGCUCCAUGCUCAGCCAGCACCAGAAUCAGCUGACCUAAUACUCUUAAUUGAUGGAUCAGAGAACGUGGGAGCCGCCAACUUCCCUAGCAUCCGUGAUCUCGCUCUCAGAGUGGUCGAAGGGCUUGCUGUUGACAGGGAUACUAUCCGCGUGGCCCUGCUACUCUAUGGUGCCGACCCCCAAAUUCAGUUCUAUCUAAAUAGCUAUGACAACAAAGAAGCCGUCCUGAGUGCAAUCGGGAGGCUUAACUUCCCAGGUGGAUAUGAGUCAAAUCUGGGUAGUGCCCUGGAGGAGGUGAGCGAAAGCCUCACUGGUCCAGAGGCAGGGGGCAGGGCGGAGGAGGGCGUGCCCCAGAUCCUGGUGAUAAUCAGUGCGGGGCAGUCCACUGAUGAUGUCGGUCCAGGGGAAAGAGCGAUAAAACAGGCAAAUAUUUACACAUUUGGUGUCGCCAUUGGCGAGACACCACGAGUCCAGCUGGAAGCUAUCGCCUCCGACAAAAGCUUUGUUCUGUCGGCCCCAGACGCAACAACUGUGGCAACCAUGGGCAAUCAACUGUUGCCCUACAUUUUGGGGGUCGCCCAGCGCACCAUUGUGUUAGAGACUGAAUUCACAGAAGCCUUGGCCGUUGGGAAGAGAGACAUUGUCUUUCUAAUUGAUAGCACCAUGGGAGCAACUUUAGUCAAUGCAGUGCGAGAAUUCAUCAAGAGGUUCAUUGAUUCCAUGCCAAUUGGACCUGAUGAGGUGCAAGUUGGCGUGGCAAUGUUUUCUAAUACGCCUCGCACGGAGAUCGACCUGAACAGCUACAGCUCCAAAGAUGCUCUUAGUUCAGCACUGGCUAGAAUCAAGCCAAAACCUUCCCCAGACGUAAACAUCGGGGCUGCUCUUGACUUUGUGAGGACCAACAUGCUCACGCCUGACAAGGGAAGCAGGAUGCAUGAUGGCGUGCCCCAGCUCGUGCUGCUGAUCGCCAGUAAAAAGUCUAAAGACAGCGUUCAACAGCCGGCCGAGGCGCUUCAGCGAAUGGGUGUCUUGACCUUAGCCGCUGGCUCCAGGGCGGCUGAAGAGGCAGAGCUGAAGCAGAUAGCCUUUGAUGAGAGCCUGGUCUACAUGUUAAAGGACUUCCGGAUACUACUUCGGAACCCGAAACUGUUAGUCUCUCCGCUGUCUACGCUAUCCGGUGUCGUAGUGACGGAAGGACCAACAGACCCAGUGGUUGAAAUUGUAACAGUCCCAGCCCAGAAAAUAGUAAGAGACAUUGUUUUCCUUGUGGAUGGAUCAGACUAUGUGGGCAGUGCCAACAUGCCUGCUGUGCAGAAUUUCAUCUCCAGCAUAGUGAACCGUCUAGAUGUCCGUCCUGAGCGAGUGCGCAUCGGCCUCUUACAGUUUGCUGAGGGACAACGGACAGAGUUCUACCUAAAUUCCUACAACAGUAAGCAAGAUGUGCUCUCCAGUGUUGCAAGCCUGCGUCCAAUGGGUGGAAGAGCGCUGAACGUUGGUGCAGCUUUGGAGUUUGCCUUGUCCAACCAUUUCCAGACCAAUGCUGGGUCUCGCAAGACGCAGGGUGUGCAGCAAGUCCUAGUUUUGAUUACUGGAGGUCCAUCACAGGAUGAGUUCAAGACAGCUGCAGACAACAUUGCUGUGGCAGGAGUCGUGACCUUUGCUGUUGGAGUUGGUGCAGUUGAUGAAGUCGAUCUAAGGACAAUUGCUUUUGUCCCUAAUUUGGCAUACUACACAAGAAGCUUUGGUGACCUCCAAACCAUUGCUGAACAAGAGGAGUUCUUGUCGCUACUGAUUACUGUUGUUGGGGACACAGAAAACACAUCUCCGCCAGAACCCACCACCGGUCAGAGAGAUGUUGCCUUCUUGAUUGAUGGCUCGGAUGAUAUCCGAGCAGAUUUUCCCUAUGUCCGUGACUUCAUCCUAAAAGUUAUCACGCCCCUUGACAUUGGCAUCGACAAAGUGCGGAUUGCAGUUGUCCAGCACAGUGACAGGCCCUCACCUAACUUCUAUCUGAACACUUACCAGACCAAAGAUGAAGUAAUGAGGGCUGUCAGUGGGCUAAGUCCUGCUGGAGGAAGGACACUUAACACCGGAGCUGCUUUAACAUUCAUGAAAAAUACCAUUAUGACACCUGCUCGAGGUAGCAGAGCACCUGAAAAUGUCCCACAGUUUUUGAUUGUUCUGACUGGGGGAAGAUCCAGAGAUAGUGUGAAAGAACCUGCUGGUGCACUAAAGACAGAUGGAGUGGUACCCUUUGGUGUUGGAGUGAAGAAUGCAGACCCUAAGCAGAUUGCAGCCAUUUCUCACAAUCCAUCCUUUGCUUUCACCGUUAAAGAGUUCAGCGAACUCGGCACAGUCCAAGAGAAGCUCAACAGCUAUGUGAGUCUGCCCCAGAAGGAUUUGGUGGUAUUUCUGGAGCAAGCUCAUGACAUUGCAAAAGAUGUGGUAUUCCUGCUGGAUGAUUCUGAAGGGACUAGAGAUGGAUUCCAAGCAGUGGUUGAUUUUGUUCAGAGAGUAGUGGAGGAACUCAAUGUGGAGGAGAGCAAAGACAGAGUAUCUGUGGUCCAGUACAGUGAUGAUGCAAAAGUGAAUUUCUAUCUUAACUCACAUUCAAGAAAGGAUGCUGUUCUAAAUGCUAUAAAGGGUUUGAGACACAAAGGUGGAAGUGCCUCUAAUACUGGUGCAGCUCUCCAGUUUUUGAGGCACAAUGUAUUUACAUCUUCUUCUGGAAGUAGACGCCUACAGGGUGUCCCUCAAAUACUGAUUCUACUGAGCAGUAGACCAUCCAGUGAUGAAGUGAAAGGCCCAGCAAUGACUCUCAAGGAUCUCGAGAUUGUGUCAGUGACUGUUGGAAUUGGCAAUACAGAUGCCACUGAGUUGAUCACAAUUUCAUCCAAUCCCAGUUUUACAUACCAGGUCGCUGGGUUUAAUGACCUGUCCAUUAUCAAACCCCAGCUUGUUACCACGCUAAAGAGGGUUUCAAAAAAUGCGGAUGAAUUUGAAACCACAGAAAUAUCUGAUCCAAUAGGAAGUAUCAAACGGGAUAUAGUUUUUCUCCUUGAUGGUUCGGAUGACUCCAGAAAUGGAUUCCCUGCCAUCCGAGAGUUUAUUCGAAGAAUGGUUGAAGGCCUUGACGUUGGCGAGGACAAAGUGCGAGUUGCUGUCAUACAGUACAGUGAGGAUACGGUCACACACUUUCAGUUGAACACAUAUAGCAACAAGAAGCCUUUAAUACAUGCUGUAAGAAGCCUGACAUCCAAAGGAGGAAAAAUCUUGAACACUGGGGCAGCACUGCAGUAUGUCAGGGACAGUGUCUUCACUUCUGCUUCUGGCAGUAGAUACCAAGAAGGUGUUCCUCAGCUGUUGAUAUUAAUGACUGGUAGAGCAUCUGAUGAUGAUGUAGCAGGUCCUGCUGAAGGUCUGAAAACACGUGGAAUUCUCUCCUUCGCCAUUGGGAUGAAGAAUGCUAUAGAGCGGGAACUCAACAUUGAAUUAGACGCAACCCAAAGAGACAUUGUCUUUCUGCUGGAUGGGUCUGACAGCACUAGGGAUGGAUUCCCUGCCAUACAACAAUUUGUUCAAAAUGUUGUGGAGACACUCAAUGUGGGGCAGAGCAAAGACCGAGUUUCUGUGGUCCAGUACAGCAGUCAGCCAGAGGUUUCCUUUCUCCUGAGUACACAUUCCACAAAGCAAGAUGUCCUCAAUUCAGUUAUGAGUUUGCAGCACCAAGGUGGAGCACCCCUCAACACAGGGGCAGCUCUUGACUAUGUUAAAAACAACGUCUUCAUAACUUCCUCUGGAAGUAGGCACAACGAAGGUGUCCCUCAGAUUCUUGUUGUGGUGGCGGGUGGAAGGUCCCAGGAUGAUGUCAGAGGUCCCUCUCUUGCUCUUAAACAGAACAAUAUUGUACCAUUCACUGUUGGGACACAAAAUGCAGACAUUAUUCAGCUCCAAAUGAUUGCACACACUCCAAGCGAUACCUUUAUUAUUCCUCAAUUUGAUGACCUUCAAAGCAUCCGGCAGAGACUUGUAUCUUAUGUUAAAAGAGUGCCAAGACAACCGAAAAGGCAUCAAUCAACCGUAACGGACUUUCGAGCUCUUGAAAACAUGUAUGAUAAAGUGACCUCUGCAGUGGCAGUGGGUCAGGAAAUCUCAGUGGAGUCUCCAUCUGUGGUCCAACGUCUUAGUCCAAAAAGAGACAUCGUGUUCCUCAUUGAUGGAUCUGAUGAUGCUAGAAACAGAUUCACAGCUAUUCGGGAUUUUGUCGCCAGUUUAGUGGAAGCACUUGAUGUGGGCCAAGGAAAAGAUCAAAUAGCUCUUGUUCAGUUUAGCAACAGUGCUGUGGACGAUUUCAAACUCAACACUCAUACAUCAACCACCGAUGUUGUUAAUGCCAUAAGAAGGCUCAGACCCAAGGGUGGGCGACCACAGUAUAUUGGCAGAGCCCUCCAGUUUGUGAAGGAUAAUGUGCUCAGUCCUGUUGGUGGAGGUCGCCAAGAGGAAGGUGCCAACCAGAUAGUUGUACUUCUGUCCAGUGGCAGAUCUAGAGACUCUCCACGUGGUCCGGCUAGCUUACUAAAAAAUAUGGGGGUAAAGAUCUUUUCUAUUGGCUCAAGACUGACAGAUCCCGUAGAAAUGGAGGCCAUCUCAUCACAAGCAGAUUAUGCAUAUUCUCUUUCUGACUUUAUGAACCUGAAAAACAUUAAGCAGAGCUUAAUAACAAAGAUUGCACAUAUGAAGCUCCAAGAGGAGACCACAAGUGGUGGUAAGGAAUAUCAAUUAGCCAUAUUUGUAACAUAG
Chanos chanos (milkfish) is the source of this 4971-nucleotide messenger RNA. Its product is annotated as collagen alpha-3(VI) chain. The record is from RefSeq and is a predicted model, not a curated record. Lineage: Eukaryota; Metazoa; Chordata; Actinopteri; Gonorynchiformes; Chanidae. The coding region runs from base 1 to 4971 and encodes 1656 amino acids. The transcript has 11 exons.